UUUCCUUCAUGAAAUGUAUAAAAGGUGGUCCUAUUGAAUUUUCUUAAUCUGCUGGAUUCUAUCAACAUGUUCAGAUUCAUCUUCUUGGUUACGCUGCUAGCAAACUCGAUUUGGGGCGCACCCCAGUCCGCGCGAAACGGUACAGACCUAGAUGGCAGAAUUGUUGGUGGAACCGACACCACCAUCGAGGCUCAUCCGUACAUCGUAUCCCUCCUGGAAUUUAAUUCGCACAUUUGCGGUGGAUCUAUCAUAUCCUCCACCUGGAUCCUUACCGCGGCCCACUGCAUAGAAGAACCAGUUUCUGCCUAUUCCAUCCGAGCAGGAUCAACCGUCCGUAACUCCGGAGGGCAAGUGAUCGCUGCCAGCAGGAUUAUUCUCCACCAAAGCUUCAGUUGGAACACUCUAGACUACGACGUUGCUGUCAUCCAACUUGCCAGCCCCAUCACCAUCGCGGUAGCUCGUGCUAUCACCAUGGCAGCGGAAGGUGGUCCACCAGCAGCCGGAUUGACCGCCACUAUCACCGGAUGGGGACUUCUCACGGAACAAGGACCUUUGGCCACUGUCUUGCAAGUCGUCCAGGUGCCCAUCAUCAGCCAGGCCAACUGCCGUGCUGCUUAUGGUCAGAAUUCGGUAACUGACAGGAUGUUCUGUGCUGCGGUGUUGGGAGUCGGGGGAAGAGACGCCUGCCAGGCCGAUUCCGGUGGACCGCUGAUUGCCAACGGAGUUCUUACUGGUGUCGUCUCCUGGGGUGUUGGUUGUGCUCGACCCAACUCCCCUGGAGUAUACGCCAGCGUGCCCAAUCUUAGAGCUUGGAUAAGAACCAAUAGUGGUGUAUGAGAUACUCUGAAUCUGAUUUUAUUUUUAAUAAAAUGUAUUUAAAAUUAAA
Molecule: messenger RNA, 886 nt
Organism: Anoplophora glabripennis (Asian longhorned beetle)
Lineage: Eukaryota; Metazoa; Arthropoda; Insecta; Coleoptera; Cerambycidae
Product: trypsin delta
Exons: 2
Coding region: 67-837 (256 amino acids)
Biological process (GO): proteolysis
Molecular function (GO): serine-type endopeptidase activity
Source: RefSeq, a predicted model, not a curated record